CAGAACUGGGAAAUCUGACUUCAGUGAGUUCAAGACAACUGGGAAAGACAACUGGGAACUCAGGAAGAAAUGAGCUCCGACUGGGUAAAUACAUGUUUAACGGUCAUCCAACUCGGAAUUGUAAGUGGGGAACUCUGGCCUUUUUAGAGCUACGACCUGAAGAUCACGGACGUCAUCAUGAUUCAACCUUGCUUUUUUCCCCAGAGUUCCCAGUUGUCUUGAAUGCACCGUACAUCCAGAGAAUGCCAGACUUUGAUAAAAGUUUGAUGACAAAAUAUGCCCACAAGACUGUUGCGCCAGCUUCCUGUCAAGUGAGCACAAGAUGUCGCUGGUGGAUUUGGGGAAGCGGCUACUUGAGGCUGCACGGAAAGGCCAGGACGAUGAAGUCAGGACACUCAUGGCCAACGGGGCUCCCUUCACCACAGACUGGCUGGGUACAUCUCCGUUGCACUUGGCCGCCCAACACGGACACUAUUCCACCGCCGAGGUGCUGCUCAGAGCAGGUGUCAGCAGGGAUGCCCGAACCAAAGUGGACAGGACCCCUCUGCAUAUGGCCGCUUCAGAGGGCCACACCGUCAUCGUGGAUCUAUUAGUCAGGAGUGGAGCAGACAUUAAUGCCAAAGACAUGUUGAAGAUGACUGCUCUCCACUGGGCCGCCCAGAACGGCCACCAAAGGGUAGCGGAGACGCUCGUCAAACAUGGCGCAGAUGUUCACGCUCUCAGUAAAUUCGAUAAGACGCCAUUCGACAUCGCAGGAGACAUCCAGAAUGCAGACCUUAUGCUCCUACUACAGGAAGGAAUGCAGAACCAGGUGAACAUGAACGCAGAGGCUGGCAUGACGGGGAGCUCGGCCCAGCCUCAGUUUAUCAUCCAGGGCAUCCCAGGGCUCCAGGGGGGCGUGGUCAACCUGGCGGACCUCCUCAACAACGCUGCCAAGGCCAACUCUGGUAGGCUCCAGGGGGGCGUGGUCAACCUGGCCGACCUCCUCAACAACGCUGCCAAGGCCAACUCUGCAGUUGAAUCUGAGGAAGCCAUAGCAGCCAAUUCUUUGGACCCGGGCAGCAUCCAGCACAUGGUGAACGAGCAAGGUCAAAGGGUUAUCACCAUAGUGACCGACCAACACGGCAACCUGCAGACUGGAGGGCUUGGUCAGCCAUUCUUUGUCACCAUGCAGCACGGACAACAGAUGUUGGCGAUGCCAGCCAAUCAGGUGACAGAGGAGGUGGUUGAUGAGGAACCCCAGCCCCCGCCCUCUCGCAAGAGGAAACUGGAGGCCUCGGCCAACCACAUGGAGUCUGGAGACACGGAGCAGUUACAGAGGCAGCUGCAGGAGGCCAACCGGAAGGCCCAGGAGUACCGGCAGCAGCUGAUGUGCAAGGAGCAGGAAGCAGAGCAGUACCGCAUGAAGCUGGAGGCAAUGUCGCACAGCCAUACCAACGGCACCUCGGAGCAGGAGGAGGUGAUUGGGGGUGAGGAGGAGGUGCAGGAGGAGGUGAUGCUCCAGGAGGGAGACAUCAUCAUCAAGACGGAGGGGCUGGACUCGGCCGAGGAGCAGGUGACGCUGGUGGACUCGGCGCCCUCCCACACCGAGGUCAUCUCAUAAUGUCAGACAGACUGAUGUCACUGACUGAAGGAGAAAUGGACACGUGGACUCAGGCGACAGGCCAGCCUGUUGGUGUUUUCAUAGCUCUUUUGUUAAUUAUUUUCCUGCUAUGUUUUGUUUUUGUACAAUAUUUACUUUUUCUGCCGUUUUAUUUUCCUCAACUGUGUUUAUUUGUGUUUUAUUUUUUACAAAUAGCGAAGCGAGGAGCUGAAUAUAUUGAUUGAGGAGCAGGAACGGGACCUGCUCAGCAUGUGACUCUGUAAGGUUGCCUAGCUGAAGAACGUCUAUGCUCCCUGGGGAAAACGGGGCCUCGGGCGCUCGCUCUCGGAUAUCUAUGGUGUCUGAGACAUGUCAAUGUUGUGUGGGGAAAUGCAUUUUUCAUGGUUCCAACAGCAUGUCCUAAGGUGACCAAGAUGCACAUCCAAAGUUUAUUAGACACGUCCAUCCAUAGAACCAGAGGACAGGUCUGUUGGAGAGAACACUGUUUUGUUCAACUCCUUCAGGUCUCAAAAGUCUCCCUCUGCCUCAGUCUUCCAUCCAACCACCCACCACCAUGGGCAAUGGGAAUGGUACUUAAGCAUACCCAUUUCCUAUUUCAAAAUAAUCCUCUUACAUGAGAAAUGACAGUGCAUGUAGUUGGCAACAGUCAUUCUCAGCAAUUGUUUCAAAGUUGUGAAUGGCAGUGUUUUGCCUUUCGUGGCACCACGUUAAGCUUUGUCCUCUAGUUGUCGUCGGUGCCACUUCCAUAGUGCGGUCGUGAUUGUAGGUUUACUGUUGCACAAGCCACAACUUUCCUCCCGCUGAUGAUGACACAAAGAUGAACUUCCCAUCGUUUUAAUGCCCCCGUGGCUUUAAUCACUAGUAGCCCCACUCCCCAGAGACUGACAGGAAUAAGGGUGUCUCAUAAAAUUAACGAUGUUGAUACACUAUAAACAAAAGUAUGUGGACUCCACUUCAAAUGAGUGGAUGCGGCUACUUCAGCCACACCCGUUGCUGACAGGAUAUAACAUUGAGCACACAGACAUGCGGUCUCCAUAGACAAACAUUGGCAGUAGA
Molecule: messenger RNA, 2659 nt
Organism: Oncorhynchus tshawytscha (Chinook salmon)
Lineage: Eukaryota; Metazoa; Chordata; Actinopteri; Salmoniformes; Salmonidae
Product: GA-binding protein subunit beta-1
Exons: 8
Coding region: 323-1603 (426 amino acids)
Biological process (GO): positive regulation of transcription by RNA polymerase II
Cellular component (GO): nucleus
Molecular function (GO): transcription cis-regulatory region binding; protein binding
Source: RefSeq, a predicted model, not a curated record